Molecule: messenger RNA, 963 nt
Organism: Microthlaspi erraticum
Lineage: Eukaryota; Viridiplantae; Streptophyta; Magnoliopsida; Brassicales; Brassicaceae
Source: the annotation of a GenBank genome assembly
AUGUCGGAAUUGACUCAAACCGAUCUGGUUUACUCGUCUCGGUCGCUUAAACUGUGGAAUGUUUUGGUGAACUGGCUCGAUUUUCUCUACCAGUUGUUUCUUAAGAUCCUUCGCGCCGUCGCUCACCUUCCUCUUCUCUCUACCUCUUCUUCCUCGUCCUCUUCGAAAGCCCUCGCCGAUGGUUUUAAACCGUUGCCAGUCACCGAGUUACCGGAGAUUUCGGCGAAAUCAACCGUCACCGUGAAAAUCGACUCCGCGAGAAGAAGCUCCGACGAAGGCCAAGUUCGUAGCAUCCCCAGACUCACGGUAGUUCUCGACGUGGAUGAGACAUUAGUGAGUGCGUAUGAGUCAUCAAGUCUAACUUCUACUAUACGUACUCAAGCUAUUGAAGCUGGAUUAAAGUGGUUUGAGAUAGAUUGCAUAUCAUCAACCAAGGUAUACAACGGAGAACCUAAAAUCAAUCAUGUCACAGUGUUUGAACGUCCAGGGUUACACCAAUUCCUAGAGAAACUCAGCCAAUUUGCAAAUCUUAUUGUUUUCACCGCUGGUCUCGAAGAUUACGCUAGACCGCUUGUGGACAGAAUAGAUACAAAGCAUGUAUUAAACGACCGGCUUUAUCGACCUUGUACUGUCAGCACGCAAUAUGGAGAUCACGUGAAGGAUCUAUCGUCAGCAUCAAAGAACAUGUGUAGGACAGUUAUCGUCGACAACAAUCCUUACAGCUUUCUGUUACAACCUCUAAACGGGAUUCCAUGUGUUCCGUUUUCUGCACAACAGCCUAAUGAUACUCAGCUACUGGAUGUUAUUCUUCCACUUCUUAAGCAACUCUCGGAAGAGGAAGAUGUAAGACCAGCUCUCUACGAUAGGUUUCACAUGCCUGAAUGGUUUGAAAAGCAAGGCAUACCAAGGUCUUGCUGGACAUCAUCAUCAUCACCAUCACAAGUCCCUGAUGAAUCCAGAUAG